Molecule: messenger RNA, 2631 nt
Organism: Sparassis crispa
Lineage: Eukaryota; Fungi; Basidiomycota; Agaricomycetes; Polyporales; Sparassidaceae
Exons: 4
Coding region: 1-2631 (876 amino acids)
Source: RefSeq, a predicted model, not a curated record
AUGAAGCCGAUCGAGGUCGCAAAGGAGAAAGGCAAGGCCCCGACCACCUCUGGCCGAGUGCAGCGUGCGCAGAAGAGGAUGGCGCAGAUCGAGGUGGAGGGCUCGAAGGUGAGCACGAAGAAGAGCGGGAAGAGGAAGGCGAAGGAGUCAAGCGAUGAAGAGGAAGUACCGACCAUCAAGCCGCCAAAGAAGAAGCAUGCAACGAAGGAAUACAAGAGCAAGGAGUUCAUCGAAAGCAAAGACGAGACUCCGGCACCGCCUUCCAAUCUACCCGCCAAGACCGCAGGGGACUGUAAUGACGGUGUUGCGAAGACGAACGCCCCUGCCAAACCUGUCAAACAGACAAUGAGGAUGACGGCGACGCCUCAUGUCGCACCGAAGGGGAAGGCGAAGGGGAAGGCAAAGGCGACGGCGAAGGGGAAGGCAACGGCGAAGGGGAAGGCAACGGCGAAGGGGAAGGCGAAGGUGACAGUGUCGCAGAAGGACAUGUGGAAAAAGACGUCCACCCGCGUGUCUGACUUCAUGUGGGCACAUGCAACAGAUUCGCUCGUCCCUUGCGUUGGCUGCCAGGAGAAAGAGUGGCCAUGCAAGCUCAACACCGCCAACUUCGGUCGCUGCCUCGAAUGUGCAGCACGAGGCAUCAGUUGCAGCAUCGCGCCGAGGAACACGGACGGCGUGCCCCUGCGAGGAAACUCACACACCGCACAGCGUGAGUUCCAAGAGAUGUGCGCAGCGCUGGUGGUAGAGGGCAAGCCACUGCCCACAUCGCCACCUCCAUACGACGUCAAGGUCGACUCCGAUGAGCCCGACGGUGCAGAACCCAUGGUCAUGGGAGCGUCGAAGCGCAAGCUGCCGAAGAAGACCAAGACGCGCAAUGCUGCAGCAUCCAGCUCCAUGGUCAAGGGUGGCGAGGAGGUCGAGGCGACGAAGCAGAAGGCGACCGUCACGCGCUAUGAAGCCAACGCUGAAGGCGAGGCCUCGGUGGAGAAAUCGUCGAAGUCCAAGCGCGCCACCAAGUCCGCCACCGCCACUGGAGCUGUGGCUCUGUCCAACUCUGGCGAGGUCGCCAACUCUGGCGAGGUCUCCAAGUCUGGCGCGCCUGCCAAGUCUGGUGCAGUCGCCAAACCUGGCGAAGGUAAGAAAUCAGGACCCAAGCCAAAGCCGGUGAGGAGCCAAAACUCAGGUGCGCAAGAUGGUGGCGAGGUCACCAGGACCUCAGUACAUGAGGCGGAUGAGGUCCCGCCUGCCAAGUCUGUUGCGAAGGAGGGCGGGCAGACAACAAGGGUGGCGAUGGGAGGUCGCUCGGGCCCAAUGGUGCCUGUGAUCACCAGGAAGGCGAAGGCGAGUGCUCCGAAGGCAGCAGCCAAGAUGCCUCUGGCGGAAGGCGAUGGCAUGGAGGAAGCCGCCAGGCUGGCAAUGGAGGCGGUGCGGGCUAUGGCCUUCCAAACAGGGCCAGCUGCUCUGCCGCAAGCUAGCAGCAGCAAGCGCAUGCUGACACCAGUCGCCGAUGAACCAGAGGAUGUGCCAGAGUAUCAGGCAGAGGUGGCGGAGGAUGAGCGCGCGUCCUUGGAGCGGCCACACGACGAUCGGCGGCGUUCGCUGCUGAUGCCCCAUGAGACGAGCGCAGGAGCUGCCGAGGUGGCACAGGAGGUGACGCCCUCCCUGGAGAUAUCCAAGGCGUCAAAGGGAGCGAAGUCCUCCACAUUGGCGAAGGCAGGACAUCUCGAUGAAGGGCGAAGGCCAGCUAAGAGGGGUGCCCCACUGGACCGCAAUGCAGUGAAGAAGGAGGCGGAGGCGAAAAGGGAUGCAAAGGCGAACCGCCUCAGAGCAGUGCCUCUGACCAGCAAGGCACCCCACUUGCGCGACGUCCAGCAAGUGUCUACAGGAAGUCCCGCUCCGGUGAACGAAGACGACACCCCCAGUGGCGAAGAAACCUCGCAGUCAUCCAACGAUGACUGCGCGAAUUGUGCCGAGUUGCGACAGGAGUUUCUGGCGCACAAGGACGGGAUGGAAGUCCAAUUCCAGGAGAGGAUGGCGGACCUCAACACCGUCAAGGCAGAGAUCACAGCGGCACUCCAGCGAAUCAACCCGCCAUCCGCAUUUCAAGAAAAUGCCCGGAGCAUUCGCGAAGAGGUCAAGUUGGCCAUGGAGGAGUUUCGCAGGCCGGUCACCAUCGAGCUUCAGGAGAGCGUAAAGUUGGCGGUGGCGGACCUCGUCACCAAGCGACAUUGCCUGCCAGAGCUCAAGGAGAAGGUCAACAGGUUGGAGCAAGGCACGAACCAGACGGUGAGCCAAGCGGAUGUCGACAAGCUGCAGGGCGAAUUGGCCGACCUCCGUCAUUCGAUGGAGCUCCAGGCAGCGCGGUCAGACAGCAUGGAGAAGGAGCUCAGGUCUUCGGCGGCAGAGGCGAUCGCUCAAGCGAGCAAGCUGGAGAUGGAAUUGGCGCUCGCCAAAGAGGAUUCGAUGGCGGUGGCGACAUCCACUUUGGAUGAAGCGAAGAAGGUGGGGAAGGAGGUGGCAACGGUGAGAGAGGAAACCUCGCUGGUGGCGAAGUCUCUGGACGCAUUCCGAGAGAAGGUCGACUCUGCCAUGGUCUUCACCGCCUUUUGCCCAGAUAGCCACAAUGUGUAG